Messenger RNA from Sinocyclocheilus grahami, 3135 nucleotides. RefSeq names its product ankyrin repeat and BTB/POZ domain-containing protein BTBD11-A-like. The record is from RefSeq and is a predicted model, not a curated record. Lineage: Eukaryota; Metazoa; Chordata; Actinopteri; Cypriniformes; Cyprinidae. Bases 1 to 717 code for a protein of 238 amino acids. Gene Ontology annotation, molecular function: protein binding. The transcript is spliced from 6 exons.
AUGUGUUUGUGUGCUCUACAGAACGAAGUGAUCAGCCAGCAGCUGUCAGUCAUCUUUACCCAAUGCUACGGGCCUUUCCCAAUCCCCAAACUCACAGAGAUCAAAAAGAAGCAAACGUCUCGUUUGGAUCCACACUUUCUCAAUAAUAAAGAGAUGUCUGACGUGACGUUUCUGGUGGAAGGAAAGCCCUUUUAUGCCCAUAAAGUGCUGCUCUUCACUGCCUCCCCAAGGUUUAAGUCUCUGCUCUCUAACAGACCAGCAGCUGAAAACACGUGCAUCGAGAUCAGUCAUGUCAAGUACAACAUUUUUCAGCUGGUAAUGCAGUAUCUCUACUGUGGCGGCACUGAGUCACUGCACAUCAGGAACACUGAAGUUAUGGAGCUCCUGUCUGCAGCCAAGUUCUUCCAACUUGAAGCUCUCCAAAGACACUGUGAAAUCAUCUGCUCCAAGAACAUCACCACUGACACCUGCGUGGACAUAUACAAACAUGCCAAGUUCCUGGGGGCUCUGGAGUUGGCAGCCUUCAUCGAGGGCUACUUCCUGAAGAACAUGGUGCUCCUGAUCGAGCUGGAGAACUUUAAGCAACUACUGUAUGAGGAUCCUGCAGAGAGCCCCGGUCCAAGCCCGUCCUACGACGUCCUCCAUGACCUCGAGAGAACCCUGGCCCUGCGGAUCCGCUCCAUCCAUCUCUCCACUUCCAAGGGCUCCAUCGUCUGACACUUUGGCCAAACUCACACCAACUGCUCCAUACAGCACUUUCAUCGAGAGCUCCAUUAAUUGUGUGCCAACCGGUUGGAGACAUUUCAAACAUCACCGCCAUCAUGAACCAGCACUGCCCCGAUGGAAUAUAUUGUAGGGAAGACCGAGAGAUUGAGUGUCACUGCACAGGCUCACACCUCCACAACGUUGCAGAAACGUCAGCCUGCUGAACUCAUACCAUUCCAAGGGCUACGUUUAUGUUGUGGAAACAUUCUAACAAUGUUAUGACAGCAUUAUGACGCCCGACCAACGUAAGUGCCCAGGGAAACCAUGGCUCCUGAUGUCAUUACUGCCUCAGCAAUGCAUGCAAAUGGAUGGGGUUCAUUUUUAGGUGGAACUGUCUUGGAGAACGAUUGUUAUGCUACCUGCCGAGGACAGUUUUACAUUACUCUCCAAUUGACGUUAUAUUGUUAGCCUGCCUUCUGAACCUUAAAUUUGUGUAACAUUCCCUCCAAGUAACACUAAACGCUAAACAAACGAUGCAUGUUAAGUUAGGUGAUGCUGCCAUCAAGUUCCCCUAAGCCAUUUGUGUUCAAGUUGGACAAUAACAUCCACUAGGUGUAGAGUUUUACAAAGGAGGUGUUUUGUAUACUUAAUACUCACAUCCAACUACGACUUUUGGUAUUUGUGUCACUGAACAAUAAGAAUGCCAGCUGUUUAAAUCCUAGCACUUGUGUUUAACGCUUUGCGGUUCUAAGGAAUACCUUCAGCCAUUUGUAGACUGAUCCAACACAAAUUAUCCAACCAAUGUUAGACUAAACUUGUUGCUUUUAGUUUAUACGUCUCACCGAAAGUUCGUGUUCACCAGCGCAUUAGGUCUGAGCUAUUUGUUUCAACCCACACAUUUCAAAGACCCUCUAAUCUACCACGGUGCUUAGUACACUUAAAACUGAGCAGUUCAUCCUUGCCUUGAGGUCACAUAAUAACCAACGAUCUGUGUCAAAUAAUCUGCAUGGAUCCUCCGCAGCCUGUCUGGAGCUUCUGUAAAAUACAAAAAAGCUAAUUUUCCUUUUGGUGGAUGCAGAUUUACUAGCAACCCUUUGUGCGGGACUCUACUGUCUUCGAGUCUGUCGAAAUCAUGCGUUAUGAAAGAUGCCAUUGCACUGGUCGCCAUCUUCAUGACCCAAUGUACAUAUUCCCAGUCCUCACCUGCUACACUGCUUUUGUUCAAUGUGAAAAAUGUGAAGCCAACUCCAAACAAGCUGUUUUAAGUGAGCAUGUUCUGGUUUUCCUGUGUUCGUCUGUAAUCCUUCAGGAUGUUGGCAAGUUCGAAACUGUACUGGAUUUAUGGUGUUACCAGCAGAAGAUUUUGUUAGCCAGGCUGAACCCAAAGUAACAGAUUUAGAAAUAUAUAAAGCAUUUCAUCCAAAGAUUAUCCAGAAAUGACAUCAGAAUUUCAACCAAAUACUCCAUAUAUCUCAUGUGUGCCAUUUAUUGGCAUACAUGAGAUAUGAAUAUUGGAUAAUAUACAAUUAUAAAGGUACACGUCUUACACAUGCUGGUAGUGCAGUCCAAGAGUCCUGGUUUGUUUAGAGAUGUUUUGUAUGAUUUAUAUUUCAUGUACAGUAAUGGAAUAACUUGGUUAUGAACAUCCUCGUGUAACAUGAAAAGUUGGAUUAUUGCUAAAUUUGCCAAUUAAAAUACAUAUAGAUUAUUGAUAUGUAGCUGACUAUGGAAUAACAAUGUCAUGAUGCAAAUAAUUUUAAACUGUGAAGAUACAUUUAUUUUAAAGAAACUUAGCAUAGUUACUUUAUUUUCUUACGAAGUACAUUUAUUGUGAAAUCCCUGUCUGCUAUUUUGUGUAACACAGAUAAGUCAUAAUGUAACUGUAUCUAUGUCCUUGCAUUUGCAAAAUGCCAUUGCUUUGAUAAACUAGCACAAAAACGGACACGGAUAAAUCAUGUUUAUGUAAUUUUGAAGAUCGGACCUGAUAAUUUGCAAUGUCUUCAUUAAACCCCACCAUUUGUGUUCGCAAAACUGGAUUUGUAAAAGCAAUACUUGGCACAAAUAUGUCCAUGCAAGGUUAGUUUUCUCAUCUGACCUAUUACUUGUGCUUAGCAUGGAUGCUUCUCCAUGUAGCCAGAUGUAAAGCAGAGGUCAAUGUCAUGAAGUGUUUGUAAAAGCUGUACACCUCACAUAAAAAAGACUUGCUCUGUGUUUCUUGGCUUCAGCUUUUUUCUGCUUCAAGGCUGUUAAACAUGCUUUAGCUCUCCACUAAUGCACACCUUUUGACAUGUUUAUUAGACAAAAACCUGCAUGCUUUGGCUGAAUCAGAGUCGAACAGAAUUUAUUUGCUAUUAUCAUUUCACUUGAUUAAAACAUUGUACAUUGUACAAAAGAUAUAUAAAGAAAUAUAUAUAGAACUUGGUGUAAAUA